UUUUCCACAGCGCCAGUUUUCAAUCGGUUGGAUAGUUUCCCGCUAGGCGGUCUCUUUGUUUACGAACGAAAACUGAGUAUCUUGUUUGACGACGAGUCGCCCAGAAAGAAAUGCAAAAUAACGAAACUCGAAAGGAAGAUCUGUUGAAGGAAUUAGCAUCUGAUUACGCCAAUUAUUUGGUCGUGGAUUCGUCUACUGAGUGGUCGAAGCUGCAAUCAGUCAUCGAAAACCUCGCUUCAAAUGUCGAUGAAUUUUCCUCGCUGUUGGAAAGCAUAAAUGUGGACACCAGCCUCUGCGUGGAUAGUUUACUUCCUCACAUUGUAGCUCAUUUCGAACAUGUAAAGAAAACGUUCCAUCAAAUUGAUAAACUCGAGUCUGCAGUCAAGGUGGUCGAAAAAAGUGUCACUGCCAUGGAGACAGAACUCAGUACUGCAGAAACCUACCUAGAAUCUGAGAGCAUGUUCAAAACAGUAUUCAAACCAUUCCUGAAACCUGCCAAUCCCACAAGUUCUGUGCCUCCAGUCUACAAGCCAGUCAACAUUUUCAAAACAGAGACUUUGUGGGAAACUGACACUGAUACUACUACAGGAUAAAACCUUAAAGUAAUUCCAAGAAUUUAUUUAUAUUAUGACACAUCAUGGUCAUAUACACAUGUUGUACACAAAUGGGGCAUUUGUGAUCGAGAUUGUUCUCUUUAUAAAUAUACAAGGUAAGGCACUGUG
Daphnia carinata is the source of this 722-nucleotide messenger RNA. RefSeq lists its product as uncharacterized. The transcript has 4 exons. The coding region runs from base 111 to 593 and encodes 160 amino acids. The record is from RefSeq and is a predicted model, not a curated record. Gene Ontology annotation, cellular component: BLOC-1 complex. NCBI's taxonomy places the organism in Eukaryota, Metazoa, Arthropoda, Branchiopoda, Diplostraca, Daphniidae.